Molecule: messenger RNA, 9717 nt
Organism: Megachile rotundata (alfalfa leafcutting bee)
Lineage: Eukaryota; Metazoa; Arthropoda; Insecta; Hymenoptera; Megachilidae
Biological process (GO): autophagosome-lysosome fusion
Source: RefSeq, a predicted model, not a curated record
UUCGAGGGAGACGCAUCUCUCUUCCGUGGCUCGUAUGCGCGACACCGGUACCGCACGUUGCGUCGUCUUACAACAAACACGCUUAUUGUAAAUAAUUCCGACGAUCGUUAACAGUCGACGCACACUCGUAUCAUCCGAAAGAGAAAACAUACACGCACGCAGAGUGAUCGAGUCCGAAAGUGUGGCACGUACGGUGACCGCGUUGCACGAGGGUGAGAGGGCAGGGGAGAGAGAGAGAGGACAGAGAACAGAGAACACGGGACAAAGAGGGAGGGAAACGCGAAGAAAAAGCUCUCUCUCUCUCGCUCUUUCUCUCUCUCUAUCUCGACUGCCUUGCCGGCUUUCCACGGCCACGAAUCGAUACCACGCGACCGUCGCCGCGUCGGUCGUUCCUCUCUCUCGACCUCUUCUUCGCCGCCACGAGUGUACGACCACUCGCCCCGUCGAUUUUUUCCCUCCUGGACGAGCUUAAUCGCUCGUCGACGUUUCCUCCGCCGUUCGGCCUCGAUCCGAAUCGAGAAUCGAAACCGCUCCGGGGGCUGGAUCGAUGAAACCCGCCAAAACGCCGCAUCCCCGUCGCGUUUCGACCACGCGAGGAUAAAAGACGUGAAAAGGUGGUUCGGUGUUGGCAGUGCGCGUGGAUCGAAAACCCCUCGAAAAAGGGAACGUUGUCAGUGUUUUUGUUCUGUUCCUUUGGAUGGAUUUCUGGCCAGUGCGUAAUCCUUCUGGUGUGACACGUGACGGUCAACGUUUCUUUCAUGGUGUUCUUUUCGCUCGUCCGUUCGACCGACUGGCCAAGUGGUACCUGUACACAAGAACGUUUGCACGGAUCGUCGAAAACAGCCAAUAAGCGACCAAGAACGUGAUGGCAAUGGCAUGUAGCUGCCACACACUUGGCGUGACGUGCCGUACCUCAAGCAACGAAACAAAGGUUAAGUCCACCAGGGGCUGUGAUGAGGGAAGCCGGUUAAAGGACCCUGUGUCGCGCAGGCGCCGGUAGGAGUACAGGAAAGAUGCUGCCUUCCUCGAGAGCUUUAUUAAGCUCGCUGCUGCUUCUAAUCAUUGCUGGAAGCACCGGUGCCUUCAGCUCCCGACAAGGAGAAUGCACGUUUCCGUUGAAAUGGGAGGGGACGUGGUUUCAGAGCGGAGUCAGACAACCUAUCGUCAUCUCCAAGAACGAGCUGUCCAGCAAGGGCAGGUGUCUGCACAACGAGGGCGACAAAUUUCUUCUGGUGGACCAAAAAUCCUGCUACCGUUGCGUCGUCAUUCACGAGAAGCACUCAAACGUUCUCCAGUACAAAGAAACUUACUGUCACGGCAGAAACUCCCUCGCCUCCCUGUGCUCGUACAUCACCGGAGAUGCUCUGCUAUAUUCGAUGUUCCGAGAAGAGGCAACACCUGUGCCGUGCCCUUUUCGAGGCCCUAUGACCUUUUCGUAUAACCGGGGUUACGGAACCUGUUCUGUACCCGUCAGCAACGUCGACACCUGCACGGACGACAGCAGAUUGCUCUUCAGAUAUCAGGCAUGCCCUGACAUAUCCGCCUCUGAAAGCGCAGUGGAGGAGCUAGAAUGUCUGGCUACUUGGAAGGAGGGCAGUAGCCGCUACCUGGUCGGCCGUUUACAUCACGGACACGCGUCCAGUAACGAAGAUCGAUACCGAUGCUUCGUCUACGAGAAGGCCGGGCAGACAGUGCAGGGUAAUCUGCACAGAGCUGCCAUGGGCAUGGGAGCCAUGGAUCACGAUGUCGGUUUACAGAGCGGACCGGUGCCCGAGGGCGCGGCCGAGAUAUACCGGGUGGCACAGAGCGGGGAUGCCACUUGCAACGGCCUGUUCAGCCCCAUGGAAGGAUCUCGUACCAUGACUCUCAGGAAAGUCUCACCGCCUGGCCAGUGCAGAUUUCCCAAUUGGUUGACCGGCCAUUCCAGCGGUGGACUAACUUGGCACACCCUGGACCUGACCAGGUCUUACACGUUCCAUCCACGGAACGCUUCCCUGCACGUCACCAGAUCGAACAGCAGCUCCUCGAGGUUCGAAAGCGGACCCUUGGAUGGACAGUACGUUGCUGGUCAGGAAGAUCAGGACGUGAAGAUCCUCUGCAACAGCAUAAAGCAAUCCAGUUCUGCACAGCCGGUCACUAUGAGCAUGCUGGUUGCGCAUUUCACCGUUGGCUGUCGGAGCGGUUUUAUGUGCAUGACAUUCUACCGGAGGGACGGCCAUGUGAUAGAAGUGCAAACCGGAAGUGCCGUUUCGAGGCCAGAAGAGGCUUGCAGCCCUCCCCAUUUUCAGCAGCACAACAUACCCUUCCUCACCUUAGUCACAAGUUCCCCUGAGCCACGCAACUGCCCGUACCUCGGCAAGUUCACAGUAACCGGCGUGAACCGAAACCAGCGUAACAUCCGUGAGAGUCGUAGAAACCAGCACCAAGACGGGGUGAGACGCGACAGGGAGAAGGUUCGACACGCCCAAGAGCGUAGUCAGGAGGACCGCCGAAGCCGGAAGCUGGAUUUCGAGGCGGAGAAACGUCGCGCGAACAACGAGUACUUGGUCCACGAGCGAAUGGGCAGACGAGCCAGGUCGAAUCGCAACAGCAGAAGUCAUCGAGAUCACAGCCUCGAAGAAGCGUCCUCGAAGCGUAGUCUGGACAUCGAGGACCUCUUACUGGAGCGCUCGUGGUCGAAGGUGAGAAGAUCGGACGUACAACGAACGACCGAGAUUGCUACAAGGUCGAAGGUCAGGAAGACGCGAGACCUUGAAAGAACGCGCAAGAAAACGAAGAGAAGCCCGAAAAUGGAGGAUUUCCGGGUGGACGCGGACGAUUUCGCGAUAAUCAGGCAAUUCUGGACGACCGAUUUCGACGACGAUGGAUCGAGCAUCCUGGACGUUCAGGACGAUUACUUCGGCGAUUACCCGGACACUGCGGACCUCCCCAAAAAGAGGUCCGACCUGCAGGAAAUGACGUACGAGGUUCUCGGUAGGACGAGGAGAGACGUCGAGGAGUUGGACGAUGGUUCCUUUGAAAAGAGAGAGAAAAGGGAGGAGGAUAUUUCGAGAUGCAGCUCCGAAGUCACUACUAUCACCAUUGGGUGCUCUACCGCAGACAGAAUGGAGUUCCAGACGGACUGCGUCGAAGACAACGCGAUUGCUUACUCGUGCCACGGUAGAUGGUUCGACGCCGAGGGCACCCAGUUCGUGAUCGCCACCCAACUGGCGCCAGGCACCACCUGGACCAACGAGAACAACAGACCUCAACCCUAUAGGAACAGCCGUAGAUUGUGCUUCAUGUACAAAGAAAGCGGCGGAGUUGUCAGUUUGACUGCCAGCGAGGUGGCCUGUCAAAGAGGGAUACCCCCGCCGCCUCCGAUGUUGGCCUUCAACGUUACCAGCACCGGUCAAUGCAUGGAAGAGAACAGGGGCUUCGUUGCUCGAUCGACGUACCUGAUGAUCGUCAUCCUGACGGCGGUCGUCGCGAUAUACAGGUGAUUCUAAUCGAACGGAACGAUCUCGCGACCGUUAAACCAACCUUUGUAAUCUACAUUACUGGACACCGUGCUUGGGUGACGAAACAAGGUGGUACACGUGUAUAAAAAAAUCUAUAUAUAUAUUAUAUAUAUACAAUCGCCUUGGUCGCGAGUCACCGAAGAGGAUCGGUCGAGCGUGCGGGCCAGCAGGGAAGAGACUGCUCGAAGAGAAGCUGAGAUCGAUUCCUUGGGAUCGAACGCUCGUGUCCGUAGCUCUUGCUAGCCUCUCUGAUCCGUCGGGUGAAAUUCGUGCUCGUAGCAGAUUAUUUCAUUGAACGGGCGCGGAAGAAAAACAGAGGACAACCCUGAAGAAACAAAGAGAGUGGUCUAGUCGAGAUUGGCGUUCCUUCCAGAGGACAGGUUAUACACUGUGAUUCCGAUUCGACACCCAGCUACAGCGACUGUACUCGUCUGUAAUAAAGAGACAACAGACGAAACUCUUGAUUCUUUCCGUGUAAGAGGUGGUCCCGCUUCGUCCAGGCUCACCGACACACGGGAGAAAUAAGAGGAUGGAAGGUCGUCGGUGUAUCCGAUCAAGAUGAACGUUUUCUGGAUAGGAGGAAAAAAGGUUGGAAGAAAGGAUGCCGUUGAAAGGAAGUUCCGGAAGUAGUAGGAGGAACUGUUUGUUCCUGGACGAAGUUCGAGGGUAGCGGGGGCUCGUGAUUCGAGCGCGAAUUUCCCCUGGCCAGUAGGUUUUUUUACCGAUGUAGCUCGUAGGCACUAGCUAAUUAAAAAUCAGGUAAAGCUAACGAAGUACAUUACACGACGUUUCGUUUUCUUUUCAUUUUUAUUUCCUUUUUUAUUGUAUGGUUAGACCAUAUCACGAGCGAGAUUACGGCGCACGAUCGAUCGGGCUCUCGAGAACAGUUGAGUCUCGUUUUUUAGUUAGUAAGACGAUCGACCCACCUGGUGGUCGAUAUCUUUUAAGGUAGAUACUACGUAGGGAAUAAGCUUUAAUAAGGGAAAGCGAGGAGAACGGUUUACACGGCAAAUAUGUUUUGCAUCGGAUUCCCUUCUUUCUUUGCGUCGAGCACACUGUUCAGCGAGUGUAUCGUGUAUUUUGUAAGCUGUAAUUAUAACACUGUUUAGAUAAAGGAGAUGUAGUGUGCUCGAGAACGCUCGAAACAUUCGCGAAGCUUUCACUCCACAACCAAACUGAAUUCGUACAUUUUCAAAACGAUUUAAUCGACUCGAAUUAAUCGACACUUUGGCUGCAGAUAUUUAAGGGUUGAUCUUUUUAUGUACCUUCUUUACGUGGAUGUUCAACAGUUACAUUGUUCCUUACCCUUUAAUUUCUUGCUAAUUUAAGACAAGAUAAAGUGACGCAGAACCUGAAGAAAGAAAGUACUUCAGGUUUAAGUCCGAAUUAACCCGAACAUCAUCAGAGUGGUAAUUGGAAGCCAUAGUGUCGAAUGUUAAAUCCAUAAGCAAACAGAUGCAGUUCCAUCCGAUUGGAUCUAAACUCGCCUCGAAUGGGUUUUUUGGGCAACGCAGACAAGCCCCAGGCGAAAUUCAAUUACCACGCAAAAUAUUAGCGAACAUAUUAAAGGUUGAUUGCUCUGCAGCUGUUAUGUAAUAGCUACAAAGGGCUGUUAGCCGUGUUAUAGCUGAAUGUAUGCCGUAACUAUUAUAUAAUAGCUGUAAUAGCCGUUGGCUGUUUUAAUAGCCAACCGACGAUAAGAGGCGAAGGAGAAAACGUAUUUCAAAGCUUUUCCGGCUAACGAAGCUUGUGUUAUUUUUCUAUCGUAUACGAUUACAAACAAAAAAAGGAAUGGACAAUGGCGUCGCUCGUUCGCGAUGUUUCGAGCGUUCGAAAUAAAAAAUGCUCGAUAGUUUGGGUUUAUUCAAAAUACGAGGGUCAUUCAAUAAAUAGAGACAAACAAAAGUAGCUUUCAAAUGGUUUUCUCCGAUGAAUGUAACAAUUUGUGAGCUUUUCGGUAUAAUCCCUUUCUCGUAAUUAAACUAUUGUUUCGUUACUUAAUUGGUUUUUCAAUCACUUUUGGACAUUUACAAACUUUUCCGAACUCUCGAAUUCAGAAAUUUUUAACAGAGGAGUUGGAAAACAAAUUAGCCAGGUCUAACCUCAGCGAAUGACUUCGGACUGCGUCGAUAUCUUCAAAAUUAAAAUAACAGUGUUUUAUUCAUCUAAUAUUUGAAGUUAAUUAAAAAGCACGAAUAUCCAUUGAUCAAACAAUUGUCUAUAUUUAACAAGAACAAUAUAUGUUUUAGAAAUGGCUGUUCUCUAACUACGACCGUUUGCCUUUUAAAUUAUUGAAUGAUCUCCACUUGUACAGGUGAAAAUUGCUGCCGGGUAAAACGUUCUUUGAGAGCGAUCGCGAAAGGUGAGAGACUACAGAUGAAUUUAGAUUCUUAGAUAAUUUCUGUAAACUAGUUUCUGCAACUUUCGUAUAAAUUUGAAUACAUUCACACAUCAAAGUAUAAGUUGGUCCUGUUUUACCGAGGAAAUUCCUUCAAGAAAAUGAAGAAUGUUGACGUGUUAUCGACUCUUACAGAGUGUUUCUUUGAAGGAUUAAAUCGAAGUAUACAAGUAUAUAGUCUCAUAACUGUAGGUCCCUGAAAUGGGGGGUAGCUGACGAGAUUCUGAAUAAAAUUUCCCUUUGCAAAAAUGGGAUACGAAGCUUCGUAUUUGAAUUAUUAAGGAAAAACGCGGACCAAUCAGAGCGCGAGGAUUACACCCGCGCAGCCAUUAGGUUCGGGGCUGUCGCUCUCGCGUCUGCGCAUGCGUCUCAGCCAAUAAGCUCGAAGCUACCGCUCUCGCGUCUGCGCACGUGUCUCAGCCAAUAGGCUCGAAGCUGCCGCUCUCGCGUCUGCGCAUGCGUCUCAACCAAUAGGCUCGAAGCUGCCGCUCUCGCGUCUGCGCACGCGUCUCAGCCAAUAGAUUCGAAGCUGUCUCGCGCCUGAGCGCAUCGCGCCUGAGCGCAUCGCGCUCUGAUUGGUCCGCGUUUUUCCUUAAUAAUUCAAAAACGAAGCUUCGCACCCCAUUUCUGCAAAGGGAAAUAUUAUUCAGAAUCACAUCAGCUACCUCCCAUUUCAAGGACCUACACUAAUUGCGACCCUGUGUUUUACAGUACUUAUCCAAGAGUUUAAAUUCGUCUCCAUAUUGACACCAACUGUAUACACGGAGAAGAGCGUGUCAAAGUGUUAGAGAGAUAAUUCAAUGCAAUACAAUCGACUCGAGUAGUAGAAUUAUUUGGAAGAAAGGAGAGAAGAGAGACAUUAAGGAAGAUUCAGAGUCCAUAAAUUCCAUAUUGCGUUUUUAAUCGAAAAAUGUUUCAUCCACGAAUUCCAUACAUCCGAUUCCUAUGGUUUUACUUCUGUACCGGAACGUCAGACUCGAUAUACAAAAAGACUAUAUCGUUCAGUCCAGUAAAAGCUGUGUAAAAGCAAUAUAAAAACUGUUUGUAAACAUGGGUUUGAAAUUUAAAAACGUUUAAACGAAUGCUAUCAUGUUUUUCAUUUUCCAACGUGUGUUUUCCUUUCAAAUAAACAAGAAAACUGUUUCGUUUAAUGGAGUUAUAAAUUCAGAAAUUAAACUUUUUCCAGCUUACAUUUCUUGCAAAAAGGAGACACUUUGAAGUUUCAUUUGCUUAUGUUUUCAUAUGCGGGUAGAAAUAUUUGCUUCGUAAACGUUUGAAUAUAGGCACUAAGCUUUUUUUCAGUUUGUUAUAAAUGCACGUAUCUAGAAAUUGACUGAUUAAAGGAAACAGGAGAUACGCAAUAAUUGAGCGAUGGAUAACGUUCAGAUAUCAAGUGCGACUCACCCCGAUUUUAGUUUUAUUAUUAUAUCGACAAUAAUUUGUUGCCACGAUCGCAGAUUACCCUCUGAGUUAUAUCCGGUGUUCUCGAUAUGAAACGUUCUAUCGAUUGCCAGAGAUUCUGAAAACGGCUAAAUAUUAAUGCAAAUAUUUCUGGUAUUUCAAGAACAAUACACCGGCCGUUUCAACGAUUCAAUUAACUUCCAUCCAGGGAACGGACAACGAUGGGCAAUUUCAAACGGCAGCUAAAUUUAUUUUCAUCGCCACUUCCAGGAUAUCGGUGUUCCUCGGACCCGUUCCGCUUUUAACAGUCCCGAGCCCGUUUAUCGAUUUCAAUAAAUGCCACCACGGUUUCACCGCGACGGGAAAAUCAAGUUGUGAUACGAAUAACAUCGCCCGGAAAUGAGGUGAUAUUUUGUUGAUACGUGGCAACGCUCGAAAAACUACCGACCAAUUAUAGCUUUCGGUCUUCUCGUUUCUAUCGUAUUUACAGAAUAUUUCAUUUUUCAUCUUCGGUACAUUUUUCGAGAACUUUUUAUCUCUGGAGUACAUUUUUUAUCUGGAGGACUUGGUACAUUUUUGUCUCUGGAGAACUUGAUACAUUUUUUUCUCUGAAGAACUUGAUACAUUUUUUUCUCUGGAGAACUUGGUACAUUUUAUAAUUCAUUCCAUAACAGAAUAUCGACUAUCAUAUAAUUAUCCGAUAGACGAGGUCUUCAUGUGAGAAGCAUCACAUGACUUGUAUCGUAUUAACAGAAAAUUUUAUUCUUCAAAUCUUUGGUACAUUUUUUUCUUUGAAGAACUUGACACAUCUUAUAAUUCAUUUCAUAAAUAAAUAUCGACUAUCAUAUAAUUAUCUGAUAGGCAAAGUCUUCAUGUGAGGAUCGUCACAUGACUUGUAUCAUAUUAACAGAAAAUUUUAUUCUUCAAAUCUUUGGUACAUUUUUUUCUCUGGAGAACUUGAUACAUCUUAUAAUUCAUUUCAUAAAUAAAUAUCGACUAUCACAUAAUUAUCUGAUAGACGAAGUCUUCAUGCGAGGAACGUAAUAUAUCUUCAGUUUCAAUAUUCUUGAACAAGUUCCAAUUUUUACAAACAAAUUAUUAAAACAUACACAGGUUUUAUGAAUCAUAAAUUUCUUUAAAUCGUUGACAUAAUAAGUAAUGAAUAUAAAUUGUCAUGAGACGAUAAAUAAAUCGAAAGGGGAAGAACUAACGGCCAGACGGCCGAACCUGUAAAGUGUAAAAUUGUAACUGUGAUGGAUUCCACGUGCCGUCGUAACAGAGCCACAAAUUCCCCUUUCUUUUUUACGUUCCUUCCAGAUUUGCUCUGAAUCUUCCUUACUAUGAUAUUGGUCGUUUUCGUUUUUCUUUACCACGCGUCGAAGAGAAGUCUCGAGGAAAGAUUCCUUCGGAAACGAUUAUUCGAACGUAGAUUUAUCGAUGGAACAGCGGGAAGUUGAAAGGCGAUGUAUCGAGAAUAUUGAGAGACAAAUUGGCCACUUGUUCGACCGGAAGAAUAAAAGGGUUGUGUCAGAUAUUUUAUUUCUUGCAAAUUCCUAUCGAUUGAAAUAAAAUAUUUUUAACGAAUUACAAGCUUCAUGUAUGUUUAACCCUUUCGUUGUGUACACGAUUGAAAUUACAGGUUACAGAUUUUUUGGACGCCAUAAUGAAAGGGUUAAAAAACCUAUUGCGAGUUAGCCACUUUCUGUACCACAAAUGUAGGUAUAUACAGGUACUGAAACAUUGAAUUGAAUGGGUGUUUACACACUGCGACGAGCUAUAGAGUACAUAGUGUGAAAGCAGCGACUGUGAGGGCGCCACGAGCAUGGACGCUUUAGAUCUACGGGUGCUUUCACACUACAACGCGUUUAUAGCACAAAAGAUGGCGUCAGUACAUUUUAAAAACUGCAAAAGUAGCUUCUGACGGAAGGUAAAUUACGAAUUCGACCUGUUCGUAAAUAUUUUCUGUAGUGUCACUUGAGUCGAUCAGAAAGGGUGUCUUGUACACACACAAUGUUAACGACCAUGUUAAUUUGACAUAGAAUAAAUGUAGUAAAGUAAUAGUGACUAAUGAAUUUCUUCCAUCAAGAUGGUAGUAGUCGAAUAAGAGAGUGGUCAAUUUGAAAGAUGCGAACCCGAGACCGAAGGAAUUUUUCCGCAGACCUUCGAGGCGCUAACGUAAGCAAUAAACUCACGCAACGGCUCAACCGUGUACGAAGGAUGUUGCGUGUCACGAGAAGCUGUUGUAUACCAGAGAUGUUCUAUUAUAUUGGUUUGUCCAAUCGGGGAUUUUCGUGACAGCGAAAAGAGGAAGGACAGAGAGAAACCGAGACAAGUGGAUACGGACCGAUCGAUCGCGAGAUAGAACGCUACGAUAUUAUUGUAACUAAUACAGAGUCUAUAUUAUAUUAUUGUACAAGC